UGGCUGAUUCAAUAGUCGCGGGCUACUUGAACUGCGAGAAGCGGAGCGGGCCUGGAGAGCGAACAGCUGCUGCGUGCCUCGGAGUCUCGGCAGUCGCGCGGUUUGGCGCCUUCUUUUCUGCCGAGCUCGUAAGUCAAGCGCUGCUCUCGGCAUGCUGACGGGCGCCGCCGCCGCCGCUUCGGACCGAGAGAACCAGGAGAAUGUGCCCCCGCGGCCCAAAGGCGCUCCACACUUGGCCGCCGCCGCCCCGGGCACCCGGACCGUGCUGGGACUUCUGCGGGACAAUCAACAUCGCUUGGUCCAGCCGCAGGUGCCUCUCUGUCAAGUACCGUGGAGUACCAACGAUGAGAACUACGUCAGCAUCCCAGUGGGCAAAAUGGGAAUCAAGCAGCCUGCCUUUACCAUUCAUCUGGAUGAGCCUGAGAGCACGAGACCGAAGAAAAAUGGUGCACCUAAAAAGACUUUACUUAGUGAGGAGUACCUGGGCUUGGAAGCGGCUGUGGUUUCCCUGGGAAGCAGGAAACCUCUGACGCCUAUAGAUAAUCCAAUGGAUCUUGGCUCUGGAUCACCAAGUAUUAUGGACAUGUCAAUAGUCCAAGAAGUAGAAGAAAGAGUAAAUGUUAACCAUGUACCUGACUACGUUGAAGACAUCUUUAAGUACCUCAGGGAAAUGGAGAUGAAAUGCAGGCCUAAAGUGGGUUACAUGAAGAAACAGCCGGACAUUACAAAUAACAUGCGGGCAAUUCUUGUGGAUUGGCUGGUGGAAGUUGGCGAAGAAUACAGAUUGCAGAAUGAGACUUUGCACCUGGCUGUAAAUUACAUCGACAGGUUUCUUUCUUCAAUGUCGGUGCUGCGAGGGAAGCUUCAGCUUGUAGGAACUGCAGCCAUGCUGUUAGCAUCGAAGUUUGAAGAAAUCUACCCUCCCGAAGUGGCAGAAUUUGUUUACAUCACAGAUGACACUUAUACAAAGAAACAAGUCCUAAGGAUGGAGCACUUAGUUCUAAAAGUUCUGUCAUUUGAUUUGGCAGCACCAACUAUAAACCAAUUUCUUUCUCAGUACUUCUUACACCAACCAGCUAAUUCUCAAGUAGAAAACCUGGCAACGUAUUUAGGAGAGUUAAGCCUAAUUGAUGCAGACCCGUUCCUGAAAUACUUGCCAUCAGUCAUUGCUGCAGCAGCAUUUCAUAUAGCAGACUACACAAUUACUGGAAGAACUUGGCCUGAAUGUCUUGUUGAAGUGACAGGGUACACAAUAGAAAGUCUUCAGCCUUGCCUCAUGGACCUCCACACGACCUACCACAGAGCAACGCAGCACACACAACAGUCUGUAAGAGAGAAAUACAAGGCCAUAAAGUACAAUGCAGUAUCGCUCAUUGAACCACCAGAGAGACUAAACCUAUAACAAUCAAGAGACUGAGACUUUCAGUGUAUAUUACCCAGAACAGCAAUGUACAGUUUUAAACUUUUACUUAACACUUCAAUCACUCUGGUAUAUUACCACAGAAAAUUAUGAAGUUUUCUACUUUUUAUAACGUUUUAAUGUAAACUUUUGUAAAUGCAAUCUUGUUUUAUGUACUUAGGUGGUGCUCUUUAAAGUUCUGGGAAAACAAACCAUGCAGGUCAACCACUUAAGUCAGUCCUCAUAGUUUUAAUGAGAAGAGCAGCACCUAAGGAGGGCUUUCGAUGCUAAAUGGCAAAUCAAGAUAGCUUGGAAUCCAUUAGCAUGCUUGGGAUAACACGAGUCGGCCUUUCUCCAGGCUUUUAAGUUAUUACGAGAUAUUUUAGCAUGUCAGCUAGCCAUUGUUUAAAAUUAGUAAAUGAUGCUAUUAUGACUUUUUCCAGCUAUGGCGAAGAUCUCAAGCCGGCUAGAUGACACCUGUUAAAGCUUAUACAGCAGCACUGCAUAACUACAAGGUGUCAAAUGUGCUUACGAAAAACUGCAGUUCAGGGUCCAGAAAACAAUUGGUAGCUCUCUUGCUGUGAAAACAGGCAUCAGGAGGCUGAAAAACUGCCUCGGCUGUAUUUCCUGUGACGCUUAAACCUUGUUUGCUGUUUGUCGGGGUAGGCAUGGCUUUCUGACAUAUAGAUGCGAUGGCGAUGUGUUCAAGACUAGAGUUACAAUAAUGCAGUGCUGAACGAUGCUCCCCUUCACUAGUACAAAAAGGGCCAACUUAGCAGGGCUCUGCAUGUGGUACAUCUCACUACGUUCUUACUGUAGGCAGUAAAGGCCAACGGUUCAAGUCUACUUUUACUACAAUUGGGUGUACAGACACGGGGAAGAAGUAGUGGGCAUCUUGUGUAAAUAAGCCCUAGUUCAAAAGGUUUUCUAUAUUUGUAAGAAGGGGUAUUUUUUACUUGUACCAACAACUGAAUUCUUGUAAACGAGACUAAUGCUGCUUGCUGUGCUUACAAGUAAACCAAUCCUCGGGGAGAGAAAAUGUAAACUAUCUUGAAAAUGGCCAAUAAAAUCCUCUAAAAAGAC
Sphaerodactylus townsendi is the source of this 2482-nucleotide messenger RNA. RefSeq names its product cyclin A2 (gene CCNA2). Gene Ontology annotation, biological process: mitotic cell cycle phase transition; regulation of cyclin-dependent protein serine/threonine kinase activity. Bases 152 to 1402 code for a protein of 416 amino acids. The record is from RefSeq and is a predicted model, not a curated record. Lineage: Eukaryota; Metazoa; Chordata; Lepidosauria; Squamata; Sphaerodactylidae. Gene Ontology annotation, cellular component: cyclin A2-CDK2 complex; cytoplasm; nucleus. Gene Ontology annotation, molecular function: cyclin-dependent protein serine/threonine kinase regulator activity. The transcript has 8 exons.